GAAUGGUGAUGUGUGUGAGUGUGUAGGGACCGUGGUGUGCGUGUCUAUAUGCAUGCGUGUGUGCGUGUUUACACACCUCGAGCUCUCCGAUUGUCCGUGUCACUGUGCCAGUCGGAUCUGCUCCUGCUUUCCCUCACGGCCACAGCGGCUGAAGCAGAGGACCAGGCUGCGGCGAUGAGAGGGAGGAUCCUGAAGAAGAAUGGCCAGCUCUGGUUCUCAGGACGUGGUCUGUGGGUCAGUGACGUUUAGGGAUGUGGCUGUUGACUUCUCUCAGGAGGAGUGGGCCUGCCUGGAUGCUGCUCAGAGGGUCUUAUACAGGGACACGAUGUUGGAGACCUACAGAAACCUCCUCACAGUGGUGGGAAGUUCCAUUUCCAAACCCAAUCUGAUCACCUUAUUGGAGCAGGAGAGAGAGCCCUGGAUAGCCGUGACGGAAGAAGCAGACAGACCCAGCCCAGAUUUAGAGUCAAGUUAUGAAGCUGAAAAUAUAUCUCCAGAAAAUAUGAAUUUACCCAAGCAAAGCACAAAGCAAUUAAGAAAAUCUUUUGACAUCCAGGGUUCCAGUUUUAGUAAUGAUCCCAACUGUAGUAUAUUCAAGGGACUACAGAGUUAUCAAGAAGGAGAUGCUGAGCAAAAGAUUAGUAACAAGGAAAAACUGCCUAAUUACACCGGUCAGACUCUUACUCACAGCAGAGAAAAAGUCUAUGAAUGUAAGGAAUGUGGAAAGGCCUUCACUGUUCUGACACAGCUCACUCAGCACCAGAACAUUCAUACUGGAGAGAAAUCACUUGAAUGUCAGCAGUGUGGGAAGGUAUUUAUUAGUGGUUAUUAUCUUGUUCGACACCGGAGUAUUCAUACUGGUGAGAAACCCUUUGAGUGUAAUGUCUGUGGGAAGGCUUUUAGGCUUCAGGUAUACCUCUCUGAGCAUCAGAAAACUCAUACUGAUGAGAAACCUUUUAAGUGCAAGCUGUGUGGGUCAGCCUUCAGACGUAAGAACCAACUUAGUGAGCAUCAGAAAAUACAUACUAAUGAGAGACCCUAUCAGUGCAAGGAAUGUGGGAAACACUUCCGUCGACGUUCAAAUUUUACUGAACAUCAGAGUAUUCACACUGGAAAGAAACCAUUUGAGUGUAAGGAAUGUGGGAAAGUCUUUAGACUUAAUAUACAUCUCAUUCGACAUCAGAGUUUUCAUAGUGGAGAAAGAUCUUUUGAGUGUAAAGAAUGUGGAAAGACUUUUCAUUUUUCCAGCCAGCUUAAUUGCCACAAAACCAUUCAUACAGUUCAAACACCUUUUGAGUGUAAGGAAUGUGGGAAGUCCUUCAAGCAUGUCUCCAGUCUUGUUGAACAUAGAAUUAUUCAUGCUGGUGUGAAGCCAUAUGAAUGUAAAGAGUGUGGGAAAACCUUUAAUCGUCGCUCAAACCUCAUGCAACAUCAGAAAAUUCACUCUGGUGAGAGACCCUUUCAGUGUAAGGAGUGUGGAAAAGCCUUCACUAUUCUGUCACAGCUCACUCGGCACCAGAGUAUUCAUUCUGGAGAGAAAUCAUUUGAAUGUCAGAAGUGUGGGUCAGCCUUCAGAUUUCAGUACCAACUUACCCAGCAUCAGAGAAUUCAUAGUGAUGUGAAACCUUUUCAGUGCAAGGAAUGUGGAAAGGGCUUUGUUCGUGGUACAGCUCUUAGAAUUCAUGAGAGAAUCCACACUAGUGAGAAGACCUUACAAUGUUAGGAAUCUGGGGAACCUUUCAGUAUCAUUACCAAUUUUUUGGACAUUUUAGAAUUCAUACUAGCAAGAAUCCUUAUGAAUGUACACAAUGUGGGGGAGUUCUUUAUUCGUGGUGAAGGCCUUAAAGUACAUCUAAGAAUUCAAACUGGUGAGAAACUUUACCAGUGUUAAAGUGGGAAGCCCUUUAGUGAAAAUCAAGCUUGGUUUGACAUGCUAAAAUUCAUAUUAUUAAGAAGCCUUAUGAUUUAAGAAAUGUGAAGGCUGGUCUACAAGAGCUAGUUCCAGGACAGGCACCAAAGCUACAGAGAAACCCUGUCUCGAAAAACCAAAAAAAAAAAAAAAAAAAAAGAAUGUGAAGGCCUUCAGUAAUUCUAAGAUAGCUGUAUAUUAGAGAGACCAUUAUGAUGAAAACCCCAUGAAUAUAAUAAAUUUGGGAAUUUAUAGUGGUGAGAAACCCUAUAAAUAUAACAUAUGAUGGUAAUAUUUAGAUUUAGUUCAGCUUUUACUACACAGUGGAGAAUUCAUACUGGCACAAAACUCUUAUGAAUGUGGAAAGACCUCAACUCAAGUGCAGGCCUUCUUCAACAUAAAAGAAUCCAUGCUGAUGUGAAACCCUUUGAAUGCAAGGAAUGUGGGAAUAUUUAUAGAAUUAGCUCAGCUCUUCAACCUCAUCAGAGGGUCCUUAUAGGUCUGAAACCCUGUGAAUGUAAAGAAUAUGGGAAAAACUUUAUUGUAAACAAUGAGCUUACACAAUAUCAGAAAAUCCAUUAUUAUCAGGAGUCUCCUGCAUCUAAGGAAGGUUAACAAGCCUUUAAAUGGAAAUUUUACUAAACAUUAGAGAACUCAUAUUGUCAAGACUGUGACUGAAAAGAAUGUGGGAAGAAUUUGAAUCUGCCCUAAGCUUUGGUUAACAUCAGAGUAUUCAUUUGUUCUUGAUGAGGAGAAACCCUUAGAGAAUGAGAACAUGGAAUCUCUGUUCUUCAGAGACAAUAACUCUGUUGAGAAUGUCUAUGUUAA
Chionomys nivalis (European snow vole) is the source of this 2737-nucleotide messenger RNA. Its product is annotated as zinc finger protein 780B-like. Gene Ontology annotation, biological process: regulation of DNA-templated transcription. The record is from RefSeq and is a predicted model, not a curated record. The coding region runs from base 200 to 1723 and encodes 507 amino acids. The transcript is spliced from 5 exons. Lineage: Eukaryota; Metazoa; Chordata; Mammalia; Rodentia; Cricetidae.